Molecule: messenger RNA, 1733 nt
Organism: Danaus plexippus (monarch butterfly)
Lineage: Eukaryota; Metazoa; Arthropoda; Insecta; Lepidoptera; Nymphalidae
Gene: Grasp65
Product: Golgi reassembly-stacking protein 2
Exons: 5
Coding region: 98-1411 (437 amino acids)
Biological process (GO): Golgi organization
Cellular component (GO): Golgi apparatus
Molecular function (GO): protein binding
Source: RefSeq, a predicted model, not a curated record
AUUAAACGUCAACGUCAAACCUGUAGUUGUCAUAGUUUUAGUAAAUUUUCAAAAUAUCUUGGCGUUUUUAUUAGUUAUCUUGUAUUUACUUACAUAAAUGGGUUCUUCGCAAAGUUCUGAAGUUCCAGGAGGGGGUUCAGAGGGGUAUCAUAUCUUAAGGGUCCAGGACGGCUCCCCGGGGCAAAAAGUUAAUCUCGAACCGUUUUUUGAUUUUAUAGUAGCUAUAGAAAAUACUAGAUUGGAUCAAGAUAAUGACACUCUUAAAACGCUCUUAAAACAGAAUAUUGAUAAGACAAUAAAGAUGCUCAUUUACAGCACAAAAACCCAAUCGGUAAGGGAGGUGAUGAUAACACCCAGUGCGAACUGGGGUGGACAAGGUUUACUGGGCGUUAGCAUUCGUUUUUGUUCCUUUGAAGGUGCAAAUGAAAAUGUUUGGCAUGUGUUGGAAGUGCAUCCUUCGUCACCAGCAGAACUGGCUGGUUUACGACCCUUCUCAGAUUAUAUAAUAGGAGCUGAUUCUAUAAUGCAUGAAAGUGAAGAUCUGUUUACAUUAAUUGAAGCACAUGAAGGAAGACCAUUAAAGCUCUAUGUUUAUAAUAUUAAUGAUGACACCUGUCGUGAAGUUGUGAUAACUCCUAAUCAUGCCUGGGGAGGUGAAGGUAGUCUUGGUUGUGGUAUUGGCUAUGGCUACCUUCACAGGAUUCCUAUUAGAAAUGCAAACAUUACUCAAAACCAAAUACAAUAUAAUGUUUCAACACCAAUGGUGUCAGAACAAAAUAUACAGCAGGCUAUGGUGUCGGGGGUACAAAGCUUAAGUGUCAACGAUGAGACGGCACCACUUGUUGCACAGUCUCAGGUAUCUCAGCCACAGUUCCUGUCAGGUGUGCCAAUGGUAAAUCCUGGAGCAUAUAACCCAGGAAUCCCUGUCAGUAGUGCCCCAAAAGCCUUAGAAGCAACUGCCAUACCACAAGAAAGCCAACCUCCAAUGUCACAACCCCAGUCAAUGGUCUCCAAUAUGGCGGCCUAUUCCAGCAAUUUGGCUGAAACAACAUUAACCAAUUUAGGUAGCAUUCCUUCCGUGUCAAAUAUGCAACCACCGGCUCCACUUCCUAAUCUGCCCGGCAUCCCAAUGAACCAACCGCAGCCAUAUAUACCUAUAAUGCAAAAUUACUCUCAGCCUCAGGCAACCGUUCCGAUUCAAACGAUGCAACAGGCUCCAAACUUAGUUCCAACUUUUGAUAUGAGUAGUUUUGCACCAAUUCAAGCGCCGUCUUUAGGAGGACUGCCCGUAGUGACGCCAGUUUCUCUCCCAGGAAUGCCAUCAAUAACAGUUAGCGCUACUUUACCCGUAUCGACGAUGCAAGAAAUACACCAACAGCAGGUCCAACAGCAGCAAGAUUUACUAUCGUAAAUAUUUUAUAGUAUUUAGGUUCAAAAAUUGACAUUUAGCACAGAUUAUAAUUUAGUUGCCAAUAUAUUUUAUUUCGUUUAUCCAUGUUAUAUUUCUGUAUAAAUAUAAUUUUUGUUCUUGUCUAUUACAUUCAUGUAUAACAUAAAUAAAUGGCAUUUACUAUUUAAAUGUGAAUAAUGAGUUCGUUUAGUGUACGUCCAAAAUCGAAUAGAAUUUAUAGGUACAACAAUAAUUCAAUCCUAUGAAUUAUCUGCCGUUUAAAAGUUGAUGUAUAAUUUGGCAUUAAAAUAUAUGUAUACAAUUAAAGUUUUUUUAUAUCUUU